ACAGAAGUCGCAAGCCGGCAACUACAAUUGUCAAGUCGUUCCACCUCAUUGCAGUUGCAGUUGCACUGCACCCUCUCCUCCUUCCUUCCUUCCUCUCGGUCCAAAUCCGCGUCUUUGUCCCGGCGUGGAGCAUUGGAGGAGAAGGAUUAUCCACGAUGAUCCCCUUCUCCUUCCUCGCCUUCGUCCUCGUCUUCCGCGUCGCCGAUGCCCUGUCAGGGUACCAGAUAAGUUGCGGCGCCAAGUCCGAGAAGGUCGUCGGGGACGUGACAUGGGUUCCCGACGGCCGGUUCAUCGACGUCGGCAACGUCACCGAACUCCGGUCCCCGGACAUGAUGCCGAUGCUCUCGUCGCUCCGGUACUUCCCGGACAUGUCGGCCAGGAAGUACUGCUACGUGAUCCCGGCGGAGAAGCAUGCCAAGUAUCUGGUCCGGACAACGUAUUACUACGGCGGGUUCGACGGCGGCAAGGCCCCGCCUGUAUUCGACCAGAUCAUCGAGGGCACGCGGUGGAGCGAGGUGGACACGGCGGGGAACUACGUCAGGGGCCUCGCGACGUACUACGAGGUCGCGGUGGUCACCACGGGCAGGGAGGUCAGCGUGUGCCUCGCCAGGAACGCCGCCACCACGUCCAGCCCCUUCAUCUCGGCGCUCGAGGUGGUGCCAUUGGAGGACUCCGUGUACAGCGGCACCAACUUCACCUCCUACGCCCUGAGCACCAUCGCGCGCCACAGCUUCGGCCACAACGGCUCAAUCGUCGGCUAUCCAGAUGAUCGUUUCAACCGGUACUGGGAGCCGUACAACGACGGGAGGAUCCCGGUGGUGGAGGGCCAGGCGAGCGUGGCGACGGAAGCGUUCUGGAACAAGCCUCCUGAGGUCGUGUUCCGGCGAGGCCUGACGGCCAGCCGAGGCAAGAGCCUCGACAUCCAGUGGCCGCCGACGUCGCUCCCCGCCGCGAGCUACUACCUGGCGCUCUACUUCCAGGACAACAGAGCGGCUAGCGCCCUCAGCUGGAGAGUCUUCGACGUCGCGGUCAACGGCGAGCUGUUCUUCGCUGGCCUGAACGUCUCUACGGCGGGCUCGAUGGUGUACGGCGCCGAGUGGCCGCUCUCGGGGCAGACAAGGAUCACGCUGACGCCUGCGCCGGGUUCCCCGGUCGGACCGGUGAUCAACGCGGCUGAGCUCAUGAUGGUUGUUCCGCUCGGAGGGAGGACACAUCCAAGAGAUGUGAUCGGCAUGGAGGCCCUUGCCGGAGGGUUCACGAACCCGCCGGCAGACUGGAGAGGUGAUCCUUGCUCGCCCCGGGGGAACUCAUGGACUGGUGUCACCUGCAACGAAGACCCGCUUGCAAGAAUAAUCGCGCUCAACCUCACAAAUUUCAGAGUUGGAGGAUCAGUAUCCGACCACAUUGCCAACCUGACUGCAGUCUCGAGCAUCUGGCUUGCGGGGAACAAUCUGACCGGACUAAUUCCGGAUAUGAGCCUCCUACAUCAUCUGGUCUUUUUGCACCUGGAGGACAAUGGACUGGCAGGCCCGCUUCCUGAAUCGCUUGGAAACCUUCCAAAACUUCAGGAACUGUCUGUGCAGAAUAAUAACUUACAAGGCGUUAUCCCAAGCAGCAUCAGGAACAGAACGGACGUUAGGUUCCAGCACACACCUGGGAAUAACCUAAGCUAACAUCAACAUUAGCGAGACAAAAUUGUUCAGAUCAUCGGAUGAUUAUUACGAGAUAACGAAAAUUCUAUUCUGACUGGUUUCUUUUCUUCCCCCUUUUCCGAUGCUUCAGAUAUUUUGUUCUUCCUUUUUUUUUUUGGAAACAGAAGUCUCUUGUAUAUUACACUAUGAUCUUCGUUGUACUUGACUUGAUUCAAUUUUUCA
This is a messenger RNA of Phragmites australis (common reed), 1874 nucleotides long. Its product is annotated as probable LRR receptor-like serine/threonine-protein kinase At1g67720. The record is from RefSeq and is a predicted model, not a curated record. Lineage: Eukaryota; Viridiplantae; Streptophyta; Magnoliopsida; Poales; Poaceae. The coding region runs from base 156 to 1673 and encodes 505 amino acids. The transcript is spliced from 9 exons. Gene Ontology annotation, molecular function: protein binding.